This is a messenger RNA of Anolis carolinensis (green anole), 3206 nucleotides long. RefSeq names its product zinc finger CCCH-type containing 3 (gene zc3h3). The coding region runs from base 16 to 2961 and encodes 981 amino acids. Lineage: Eukaryota; Metazoa; Chordata; Lepidosauria; Squamata; Anolidae. The transcript has 12 exons. The record is from RefSeq and is a predicted model, not a curated record. Gene Ontology annotation, cellular component: nucleus. Gene Ontology annotation, molecular function: metal ion binding.
UCUAGAGCCCAAGGGAUGCCGCGCAGGACUGUGACGUAUGCGGAAGAAGUGUCUGUCGGCGCGUCUGUGACGUCAGAAAACCAGUCUGAGGGAAAGAUGGCGGAGAAGGAGCAGCUGAGGCGACAGAUUCGCCUCCUUCAAGGUCUCAUCAAUGACCAUAAAAAUAUUCAUGGGAAUGUACCUGUUCCCCCACCUUCUCUUAGAUGGAGGAAUCCCAGACCUGCCUUUACUAACCAGGGUUCAUUCUCUACUCGAUAUUCCCAGCAAACACAGAGAGAUUUUCCGCCUUGCCAGACCACUGCCAAUGCCUGGAGAAAUAAAUACUCUCUUGUCAACGUACCACCUCGACCAACACCUCCUUCUUCAAGCAGUGUUUCUGCAAGGACUUCACGGACUACGUUGAACCAUGGAAGCAGUGAGGAAGCUGGGCCACAACAGGUGCUUUCAGAAACAAAUGAAGGAGCCACAAUGGACAGAACUGUUGCUCGAGUUCAGGCUGCUUUGGCAGCUAGCAGUAUUGCUGCACCAAAAUCGCAGUGGGAUACUUCAGCAGCAUUAGGAGUUCCUUCUGCUUUUCAAGGACAUGUAAGCAGCAGUGCUUCGACUUCAAAUGCUGGUUCAAAAAAGAGCAAAGAACUGCCAUAUUUACUAGAUUUCAAAACCGUGCCUAGGAGUAGGGAUAAUGAUGCUCCCAAGGCACAUCAGAAAAUACCUAUGACUGCAGAAGCCUUUCAGGGUGCAUCAAAAUUUGCCCCUAGCUUAUGCAGGACUAUCGGUGAGAGUGCCAUUGCUUUGAAAUCUGAGCCUCAACAAUCUCUUACCACGCAUGAUCAUGAGUCAAGUUAUUUGCCAAAGAGGAAGACACCAGCACUACAGGCACCACUUUUGCACAGUUCCCAACAACCCCCUGGGGCAAAAGGCAAAGCCAACCCCUUCAAUGUUGCGGAUACAUCUGUUGUUUGCACUAAGUCAGCAUGCAAAGCAUCUUCAACACCUGGAAAGAAUCUCUCUGAGAGAAAGCAUUCAGCACCUACUGUCCAAAAAACUCCAGUCUUGCCAACCUCCAUCAAAUCUCCAAGGUUCAGGAAAGCAAACUAUACAUGGGUGGCAAACUCAAGUAAAUCCCCUCGGACUGUGAAAAGAUGGGCUACUUCCAGAGGCUCUGAGAACACACACAAAUUUUCUGUAAGCUCAAGGGCAGCUGCCAAGUUACAGCCCAGAGGGGAGUUGGGAGUGAAGCAGAAGAAGCCUGGCCUUCAUUCGAAGCUUGGAGUUUCCUCCAGCCAGUAUAAAUGGAAGGCAACAAGUCUCCAGUCUUCUCCUUCCACAUCCACGUCCUUGUUUACGUGGCAUCACAAGAGACAUGAUGGGGCUGGAGUCUCCCCCAAUGUGGAUGCCAGCCCUUUCCUUCAGCCAGCAAGACGGAUGCCUCUUGGUCACGGGGCACCAAGGCCAUCCUGUGGGAAUAUGGGCUUUUACAAAUUGAAAAGCCGGACUAAAAUCAUCAAGAAGAAAGGAAAUGCCUGCUCCCCAGUUGACAAGAGGAAUGCUGCCUUCUCCACUGUGGUCCUCAAAAGCCGCUAUUCCCUCAGGAAAAAGAGCUCUCCUCGGGGAAAGUCCUCCCCCACAGCAAGGAGGGCUGGGACUAAGGGCCUUGUGCAAAUUGGCAAGCACAGACUGCGCCGACUGCCGGCAUCGCGGGCCCAUGCUUCGGCAAGAGAAGGGUCCAGUUACCUGCUCCUUCCAGGUUCCACAGCCAAUAAAGUGGUGAAUACGCGCUACAGGAUUGUGAAGAAAACCACAGCUUCUCCGUCUAGCUCGACAGCAUCUUUCAGCAGCUCUGCUCACAGUUGGAGGACCAGAAAGCUCUCAGCAUCCAGAUCUCCACUACUUGGCACCACUCGUCAUUCUCCAUCUGGAAGCAAGUCCCAGGCUCUGCAGCAGCAACGCUGGAAGAACAGGAACCUCCGAUGUAUUGGGGGGGUUAUGUACAAGGUCUCCGCUAACAAGCUGGCCAAAGUCUCUAGCCCUCCGGCUCGGAGUGGAGAAACCUUCAGCAGGAGCCUCAUCAGAACAGGGAGGCCGGAUUCUGCAAACAGCCCCUUCGGCUACCCUUCACCGAGCUUCACAAGCCGAUCCACUCCAAGCCGGUACAUUGCAAGCCGAGCUGUACAGCGUAGCUUGGCUAUCAUUCGCCAGGCCAAGCAGAAGAAAGAGAAGAAGAAAGAAUACUGCAUGUAUUACAACCGCUUUGGAAAAUGCAACCGCGGUGAGAAUUGCCCCUACAUCCAUGACCCAGAAAAAAUAGCGGUCUGCACAAGGUUCCUUCGAGGCACAUGCAAGAAGACCGACGGAUCAUGCCCGUUCUCGCACAAGGUUUCGAAAGACAAGAUGCCGGUGUGCUCUUACUUUCUGAAAGGCAUCUGCAAUAAUAGUGAUUGUCCCUACAGCCAUGUCUAUGUCUCCAGGAAAGCUGAGGUCUGCCCUGACUUCUUGAAGGGCUACUGUCCCCUGGGAGAGAAGUGCAAAAAGAAGCACACCCUGGUGUGUCCAGACUUCUCCAAGCAUGGGGUCUGUCCAAAAGGUUCUCAUUGCAAACUGCAGCAUCUGCAGCGGAAACACACUGCUGGACCAUCCAGCACCAAAGCCACCUUUCAGCGAGGCUCCUCUGAGCCAAAGCGGGGCCGCCCUGCAGCAAAGACCUCCAGGUUCUACAUAAAGGAGAAAGGAGAAGAAGAAGAUGUCGAUGAUGAUGAAGAAAUAGCCGGACCCUCCCGAUCAGCUCAGGAGGCCUGGCAGCCCCGAUGCCUCUCGCACACCAGCAAACUGGCCAAACUGCCAUCCUUCAUCUCCCUCCGGUCUCCCCCGACUUCUCCAGAGGAAGAGGAGGACCAGAAGCCAGAGAAGGACAAGCACGCGGAGGAAACAGGGAAGCCGCUGCAAAUCAAACCCCGUCUUUGACCGGCGGUCCCUUCACUUCGUUCCAAGCACCAAGCGUCUCAGGGAUUGUGAAGCCCUCCCGGCAGAACUACCUCAGAAGAAGACCGUUUGGAGUUGAUUUCGGGGGCACACAAAGACCUCUUGCCCCUUUGGGGUUCUCUUUAGGGGGGUCACCCUAAAGAGGUCACCCCGCUUCUCCCCGCCCCAAAGGGAAGGAGGGCACUGUUACGGUUUUAUUUUCAAAAUAAAGGUUUUCAUGUCUGUUG